Molecule: messenger RNA, 3244 nt
Organism: Dunckerocampus dactyliophorus (ringed pipefish)
Lineage: Eukaryota; Metazoa; Chordata; Actinopteri; Syngnathiformes; Syngnathidae
Gene: cutc
Product: cutC copper transporter homolog (E. coli)
Exons: 9
Coding region: 199-1068 (289 amino acids)
Molecular function (GO): nucleic acid binding; copper ion binding
Source: RefSeq, a predicted model, not a curated record
GUCGCCGGUCCACAAGUUGAACCUUGCCUCAGAAAUCAACGCACCGGAAGUGGCUAACCCACAUCCGUGUCUACUAGCUACUCACAGCUAAACGUCAACUAUUACAAUGUCUGAUUAACAGGCAGUUGUAUAAAUGAAAAUACGAUUAUGUGAGGGAAAAAAUAACCCCGGGACUCUUUGUUAAUCCAGAUCGUCACUAUGGCAGAUGUUUUUUUAAUGGAGGUGUGCGUGGACUCCGUGGAGUCUGCUGUCAAUGCGGAGCGAGGAGGUGCAGGUCGCCUUGAGCUGUGUUGUAGUCUUAUGGAAGGAGGACUCACUCCCAGUGUUGGCCUGCUGCAGGUGGUAAAACGGUACGUGAAAAUCCCAGUCUAUGUGAUGAUCCGGCCUCGUGGCGGCGACUUCCUUUACUCCGACCAGGAAGUGGAGGUGAUGAGGAAAGACAUGGAGGUGAUGAAGAACCAUGGAGCUGAUGGAUUUGUGCUGGGAGCCCUGACAGAGGAUGGGAGGGUGGAUGCAGAGCUGUGCAUGGAGUUUCUAGCUGCUGCCCGCCCUUUACCUGUGACCUUCCAUCGAGCUUUUGACAUGGUCCAUGAUGCAGCGGUUGCCCUGGAAACGCUGGUGUCGUUAGGUUUCCAGCGUGUGUUGACAAGUGGCUGUGACAACUCUGCGCUGGAGGGACUCCCCCUCAUUAAACGCCUUGUUGAUCAAGCUAAAGGUAGAAUUACCAUCAUGCCAGGUGGUGGGAUCACAGAGAGAAACCUGCAAAGAAUUUUAGAAGGAUCCGGGGCUCAAGAGUUUCACUGCUCUGCCCGCUCCAGCAGAGAUUCUGCAAUGAAGUUCAGGAACAACAGUGUGACAAUGGGAGCUUCUCUGUCAGCGCCUGAGUACAGCCUGAAGCAAGAAGAUGCCCAUUCAAGAACUAAAAAGGUACUUUACAUUUUUGGCCACGUCAGUAUGAGGUUUUUCAUAGCUUGCCACUUUGUCAGAACCUACGCUGGUGCAGUGGGACCUGGGUUCCUCCUGGUCCACGACAAUGCCCGACCUCAUGUGGCUAGUGUAUGCAGGUAGUUCCUGGAGGAUGAAGGAAUUGAUACCAUUGACUGGCCCCCACGUUCACCUGACCUAAACCCAAUAGAACACCUCUGGGACAUUAUGUUUAGGUCCAUACGGCGCCGCCAGGUUGCUCCUCAGACUGUCCAGGAGCUCACUGAUGCCCUGGUCCAGAUCUGGGAGGAGAUCCCGCAGGACAUCAUCCGUAGUCUCAUUAGGAACAUGCCCGUUGUCAGGCAUGCGUACAAGCACGUGGGGGCCACACAAACUACUGAGAAUCAUUUUGAAUUGCUACAAUGACAUUUUAGCUAAAUGGACCAGUGUGCUGCAUCAUUUUUUCACUUUCAUUUUUGGAGUGUCUUUGAUUUCCCCCCUCUAUAGGGUGAUCAUUUUCAUUUCUAUCAAAUUAUGUGGCAUCAUUUUGUUACUAAUACAUCACCCAAUUAUUAUCAGGAAAGAUUUUCAAGAUCAUUUUUCCCCCAGUUUAGAUCUGAUGUGUUUUCCAAGUGUUCCUUUAAUUUUUUUGAGCAGUGUAGUUAAUUUUCUUUGUAGCUGAUGAAUCUGUGGCUGACCCUCCCGAAGCAAAACAUUCUCUACCCAUUGAACCAGUGAUGUCACAAAACAAACAAAACCAUCCAUGGUCAAGGAAUGAAACACUGACAGGACAGAGUCCGUUGUUUGAUGUGCCGUCACUCCACAGCAACCUGUCAGGUCAUUCUACAACAUGACGGAAUCGUUAAGAAACAUAAAAUCACCGAGCCUUUUAGCAUUUUAUAUAUCCCUGAACAUUGUAGUUCAGUGACGUGAGCACUUGUGACACUUUGAAGAGUUGGUUGGGUUUUUUUUUUGAGCGGGCUUAGUCAUUGGUCUGGAUGAGAAAAGACUCAACAAAAAGGAUAGUUGUAUUUUAUAUUAAAUAACACUUUUUCAAACAUCUUAAGAACAUUAAUUAAUUAUUACAUUUGUAUAUUAAUAUGCUAAAUUAAUAUACAAAUAUUUUACAUUAUUAUAUAUUUUUUUACAUUUGAAAUAUAUUAUUAUUUUAUAUACAGUUUUAAUAGUUUUGAAUAAAAUGCUAUACAGUGUUACUCUCCAUCCAACAUUUUGACACAUAAAUUGUGGUCCCCUUAUAACCUUAUUCAACAGUCAAACACCAAAAAAAAUCUUGCCCCAAUAAAAUGCUCUUAUUUAGCAACAAUUUGAAAAUGUACUGUAUAUCAAGGUGAGAAUAUGCAUGUUCUGGCCAAACAAGUAAAUACCAUAUUGACCAAAAUAUAAGAUGACCCAGAAUUCCAGACAAAUCUAAAGAAAAAUAAAAUAUAAAAAUUAGACAUUUUUUAUCAUCUUUUCAGUAUCUGUGAUAUAAAAACUAUUAGACUGCACUAAAAGAGGAUAUCAUAUUUCUUAGUUGCUCAACAAUUGUUUGAGGGCUUUGCGUUAUUGAACAUCGUCAUUAUCUUAAAAUUAGCAUCAUAACUCCUGUGUUGUUUGAUAACAUGCUAACAAGCUUUGAGACAAUUCUUCCAGUGAGUCUCCAGGUCACAGGUGUGUGUGAGUGACAGGUAAAAAAAGCUUUCACUUACUAGGGGGAAUUCGUGCUGUCUGAUGGUAUGUAUAAGUCUCAAAUAUAAGACAAUGUGUCUUUUUGUGUUUUUUUUUUUUUUUUAAGGAAAACAGGGAUUUACACUGGUGUGAGAAAGUGUUUGCCCCCUUCCUGAUUUAUUUAUUUUUUUGCAUGUUUGUCCCGACAAUAACAUCCAAAGAACAGCAGGCCUCACUUGCCUCAGUUAAGGUGAGUGUUCAUGACUCCACCAUAAAAAGAGAUACUGGGCAAAAACGGCCUGCAUGGCAGAGUUCCAAAACGAAAACCACUGCUGAACAAAAAGAACACUCAGGCUUGUCUAAAUUUUUCCAGAAAGCAUUUCGAUGAUCCCCAAGACCUUUGGGAAAAUACUCUGGUCUUUUUGGAAGGUCUGUGUACAAUUACAUCUGGCACAUUUCAGAAAAAGAACAUCAUACCAACAGUAAAAUAUGGUGGUGGUAGUGUGAUGGUCUGGGGGGCUGUUUUGCUCAUUUGGGGCCUGGAAGACUUGCUGUGAUAAAUGGACCCAUGAAUUCUGCUGUCUACCAAAAUAUGAAGGAGAAUGUCCAACCAUCUGUUCAUGACCUCAAGCUGAAACCAACUUGGGUUCUA